CCAGUCCCCUACCAGUACGUUUGCCCCCUAGGGAUAUGGGCAACACCCAGCAGGCGUCUUCAUCCUCCUCAGUGUACGAGGGUGAGGCACUGGCAGGGGUCCUUCAGGGGCCCGCUGCAAUUGUUACUCCGUCCCCUGAUCCUUCUCCUGUGCCUUUAGAUGCUGCUGGGGGACUUGGGGCUCCUGUGGUUCCCGCUGCUAGUGUUGCUUUAUCUCCCCCCCAGCUUCCCAUUAUGGAUCAGCAAGCGGUUAUACUUCCCCAUACCGUGCAGCCGGAAGUUGCUGGCCCAUCUGGAGGGUGCAGGCGAUCUUCAUCUGGGUCCGCCAGGGGCUCUGCCCGUGAAAACCGUGGAGAGGCUAGCGGUUCCGGGAGGCGCCGCCGAGGUCGCAAGGGCCACGAAUCCAGAUAUCACAGUCAUCGAUGUCGGUCCAGGUCCUCCCGCUGGAGGUCCCCUUCCUCCUCAGAAUAUUCAUCCGAUAGCUCUAUGAGUCCAGAUAGGAGGUCACACCGACGUGGGUCUCGGCGGGGGAUUUCAAGAUCCUCCCGUCGUUCGACCUGCGGUGCUACACGCUCACACGAUGUCCCCAUUGCUGUUACGCCAUUGGAUCCAACGGGGCCGGCGGCCCCGCAUGUGAUUCCGGUUCCUGCCCCGGCAGUUGGAAUUCCGAGAGUUGUGUCCGGAUGCGGCAUUGGAGGGCCGGCAAUGCCCCUCUUUCCUUUGGGAGGUGGUGAGCAGAGAUUGAUGCCAUUGGUGUCCUCGUCAGUUACCCCGGCUACUUGGUCUGGACAUGGUAAGGCGUGGGGUGAAUGGCUGGAACUGGUGGGUGGCCGGGAUGUGGCGGGUGAUGAUGAAUGGCGUUUUACUGUCACCGUGGAUUAUCUGUUACGCAUGCGAGAGUUGGGCAGGUCAGCAAUAGUAGCUAGACGGAGGCUUUCGGGCCUUAGUUUUCACUUUAAAUUAAGGGGUUGGGUUGAUGUUACUAAGCGUUUUUCUAUUUUGCAAGCGCUCAAAGGUUGGGAUAGGACGCCCAGGGUUUCAGAUGCUAGACGGCCAGUUUCCUUUUCCUUAUUGUUGUCCUUAAUGGCUGCCUUGCAAGGGGUUUGUCGUUCUCCUUAUGAGUCCCUCUUAUUUCAGGUGGCUUUUUCUUUGGCCUUCUUUGGGGCUCUUAGGGUGGGGGAGUUGGUCCCUAGUUCCGCAGGUGGGGUGGGGGGUUUGUUGCAAGACGAUGUAAUGUUGACGGAAUCCUCGGUUCAGGUCAAGGUGAGAAAGUCGAAGACGGAUAUGUUAGGCAGGGGGAAUGGUUGACCCUUAGUGUAGUGUCGGGCAGUGCCUGCCCGGUGCGUUUAGUGGGUUCAUACGUGUUAGUGCGCCCGUCAGGGCGUAAUUUCCUUUUGCAUGAGUCAGGUUCCCCGCUUUCAGUUUGGGGCAGUUUUUAAGAGAUGUCUGGUGGCUCUGGGUUUCCCAGAGGGAGAAUAUGGUACGCAUUCUUUCAGGAUUGGGGCAGCCACUGAGGCUGCACGGGCGGGUCUGCCUGCGGCUGAGAUCAGGAGAAUAGGCCGGUGGAAAUCAGAUUGUUACGCCUCUUAUGUUCGCCCGGAACUGUUGCUUUAAUUU
This is a messenger RNA of Hyla sarda, 1616 nucleotides long. RefSeq lists its product as uncharacterized. NCBI's taxonomy places the organism in Eukaryota, Metazoa, Chordata, Amphibia, Anura, Hylidae. The record is from RefSeq and is a predicted model, not a curated record. The transcript is spliced from 2 exons. The coding region runs from base 36 to 1307 and encodes 423 amino acids.